AUGCUGUCCGUUGUUUCGACUGGCCGGCUGCUGGCCAAGUGCCUGCUCGUCCUGGCCCUGGCUGCAUAUGCAGCUGCAUUCUCUGUCCUCUCUGCCUCGCCCAAUAUCUUCCCCAUUGCCGGCGGCACAACCAUCAGCCUCACCCUCGCUGGCUACUAUGAUCCCUCGAGAACCUACCGCGUCGCCGUCUGGAACCCUACCACCGGCCGGAGCUCCAUCGCAACGGCCACAUUCAGCUCCGCAAGCACUGGCGGCAACGUCAACACCACCGCCGUUGUCUUCCAGAGCCCCGCGAUGGACGAAGGCGCCUGCGUUUUCAAUGUCACGGACGGCUUUACCGUGAGCGCGGGUGUCGUCGACUCUCUGCUGGUUUACGAUCCCUCGCGUCUCAGCGGAGCCGUUACAGCCUCCACCCAGGGCCAAGGCAUCAACGCUCGCUCACUGCUUGCCAACGGCGGAAACACAGUCAUCAUUGCCCUUCCCGCUAUGCCCAACAAUCUGCUCGCCUUGGCCAACGUAUCCCCCGCCAUUCGCAUCGUCAGCGUGGUCAAUGCCUCCAGCUACUACGACAUUGCUGCCCAGCUCAGUGGCAGCACCCUCACAGGCUUCACCGACGCCGGCAUCGCACAGGUGUCUCUGGGGCAGCAGGCCAAGGCCCUCAUAUCCUUUGACGGAAAGCAGACCUUCCACGACCUGAGCCUCGUCUACACUCUCACAUAUCGCCCACCGAUCAACAUCCUGCUGACUUGCUCGAGUCCGCCAACAGACUCUGGUUUCGGACACUCGCUCAACGUUGGACUCAAUAACCUCAAGAUUCAGUUCGGAAGCUCUAUAUCCAUCUACACGCUCUUCAACAUUGGCUUCAACACCAACUACCAGCUCAUUCACGACACUAUCCAACAAAACUCCAUCGACAUUGCCAUCCUGGGAGUGACCAUUUCCCAGCAGCUCAAUCUCACCGUGACCUUGACCCAGAACUUUCCCAGCCUCAAGGUUCUCACCUGGACGACCUCCAACAUCAACCCCAUCCCGGCCAACACGCGCUGGUACUCCUUGCGCCAGGAGGAAGCAAAGUACUUGACUGGAUACGCUGCUGGUCUGUUUGCCAAGAGCCGGUCGGACGUCAGCUUCGCAAAUGGCAACAUCCCAAUUGGGUAUCUACUUCCAAUGGAGAUCCCAAGAACGAUGAUCCACGCCAAUAUGUUUCUCUUGGGUCUGCAGAAGGCCAUUCCUGGAGCGAAAAUGAUCACCCGAAGCAUCGGCACAUUCUACUAUCCAUUUGCCGAAACCCAAGUCUCGCAGCAGUUCCUGGCCGACGGCGUCAAGGUCCUUGGAUACCAGACCGACACGGUCAUUCCUGUUGCUGUCUUCACCUCAAAUGGAUCCUACAUCGCUGCCGCAAACACCGAUCCCAGCGGCGACUAUGGCAACCGCGUUCUGGCGACAGCUUCCUUUGACUGGAUCACGAUCUUUGGACCAUUUGUUCAGAACUACAUCGACGGCGUGCCGCUCAGUGACACCGCCAUGGUCAACUCUGGCCUGCUCAGCGGCCUUACUUACAUCACCGGGAUCUCUGGCUGGUUCGACGUCAAUCAGGUGGCAGCCAUUCAGGCCGAAGUUGCCCGCCUCAAGUCGCUCCCGGACAACUCCCGGUACUGCGGUCCCAUUUAUGAUGUCAACGGCAACACCAUCAUCGGUCCCAACGACUGCCUGAACUUCACCUUCACCAACACGCUGAACACGUACUUCCAGGGCAUCGUGCCCAUGGGCCAGUUCAACCCCGUCUUUCCCUACGAGAAUCGCCACCUGAUCUCGAUGGGUCUACGAAUCGUUAUAUUCUUGAUCACGGCCCUCAGCCAGGUUAUCACCCUUGGCAUCACCCUCCUCAUCAUCCUCAACCGUGAACAGCCCCAAAUCAAGGGCGGGUCGCCGACGUUUCUGGUGCUGAUGGGCUUCAGCGCCAGCAUCGCCCUGUGUGGCAAUUAUCUGAUGGGCAUGGAUGACAAUGUCAUCCAGGACGCCAAUACGCUCAACGCCGCCUGCAUGGCGACGCCAUAUGUGAUUGUCCUGCCGAUGAUGCUGAUGUUUGGCGCACUGCUCAUCAAGAUGUGGCGCAUCUAUCGCAUCUUCAAGAACCCCAAGGCCGAGAUCAUCAGCUUCAGGCCGCACGAACUCUUCUUCACGAUGGCUGCUCCGAUGCUGGUGUCGUUGGGCAUUAUUCUCGUUUGGAACUUUACGGCGCCCCUGGAGUGGAUCCGAACCAUCAUCAACACCGAUUCGUUCGGGAACAGCAUCGAGUCGUCUGGGCUCUGCAAAAGUUCCACCACGCUGAGCUUUGAUCCAUUCCCGAUCUCGAUCUUCUUUAUAUUCAUGGCGAUCCUACUGACCAGCUUCUGGAUCGGGCACUCAACUCGAAAUGUCCCGUCGCAGUUCAACGAAGAGAAAAACCUGAGAUCCUCGAUCUCCUUCUGGGUGCAAGUUGUUGUGGUUUUGUAUCCCCUCAACUACUCCUUCUCGGAUCCGAGCGGCCUCUUUACUCUCCGAUCGUUGAUGAACGUCUCGGCAACCAUGGGCACCACCGUUUUUGUCCUGGGAUCGAAGCUUUGGGGAGCCUCCGAGGAGCAGAAUCAACGCAAGGGCUCGGCGUCGGCAAGCACCUGGAAGCCCGAGUCGGGCACCACAACCACAACCACUGUCGGUGCCCAUGGCAAGUCGCCCACAACCCGCCCGUCUGAGGCCACUGAUCCACGCCAACCCCUGCGUACGCAGCCCUAUUCGGCUUGAGUUUAUUCGGUGUGUCGCAAGAGCCAAAAGCCAAAAUGGCAAAUCAAAGAACAAGGAACUCAACCAGAGUGGGCCAAGUGAAAUGGAGAAGCAAAAUAUGUCACCGGUCGAUCAGUACCGUCGUGAUCGCUGCGUCGAUCCUGGGCAAAAACUGUGAAUACAGC
Messenger RNA from Polychytrium aggregatum, 2948 nucleotides. Its product is annotated as 7 transmembrane sweet-taste receptor of 3 GCPR-domain-containing protein. Gene Ontology annotation, cellular component: plasma membrane. Lineage: Eukaryota; Fungi; Chytridiomycota; Chytridiomycetes; Polychytriales. Gene Ontology annotation, biological process: G protein-coupled receptor signaling pathway. Gene Ontology annotation, molecular function: G protein-coupled receptor activity. The record is from RefSeq and is a predicted model, not a curated record. The coding region runs from base 1 to 2784 and encodes 927 amino acids. The transcript has 9 exons.